Lasiodiplodia theobromae is the source of this 1845-nucleotide messenger RNA. Its product is annotated as ATP-dependent RNA helicase protein. Gene Ontology annotation, molecular function: nucleic acid binding; ATP binding. The transcript has a single exon. Lineage: Eukaryota; Fungi; Ascomycota; Dothideomycetes; Botryosphaeriales; Botryosphaeriaceae. Bases 1 to 1845 code for a protein of 614 amino acids. The record is from RefSeq and is a predicted model, not a curated record.
AUGCUUCGCGCUUCGUCCCAGCUCUGCCCUUUCUGCGAACUUCGCACCUUCUUCCCCGUUCGCCCUCCCACAGCAAUCACGUCGCAAUGGCAACAAGUGCGCUUCGCCUCACAGCUCCAGAGACGCCCGAAGCCUGCGCGCAUGGAGUUGUCAGCCAAGGUCGCCCAGUCAAAAUCUAAGCCCACCACACGCAGAACCGACGGCCCCUUCGCUGGUCUCAACCGCACCAAAGUCCCCCGCUCUCUCCUCCAGGAACAGGCAGCAAAGGCGUCGAAGCCAGCGCGUCCCCGAGACUCGACGUCUCCCAAACACUCCCGAGAUGCAAAGAGCAAAAACCCAAAGGACGAUCCCAGGUGGUACAAGGCGUUGAAAGAGCGGCGCGCCCUGAGCCCCGUGUCCUACGAUCGACGAUCAAUCGUGAAGGAGCGGAUCGCCGAGAUAGACGAUUUUCAGCAGUUCCCGUUGCUACCCGUUAUACAAAACUCGAUCCUCACGCAAGGCCUGCCAGGUCUGGAGGAUAUAACACCAACACCGGCCCAGCGCGUGGCCAUGCCUGCACUACUCAACAUGGACGCCAAAGGCCAGAGGCGAGACUCUGAGAGCGAGGUUGCAGAAAUGCAGCAGUUCUUGCUUGCAGCUGAGACAGGCUCAGGCAAGACGCUCGCUUAUCUCCUCCCCGUCCUGGAUGCAAUCAAACGUGCAGAGAUGAAAGAGAAGGAAGAGGCAGAGCAAGAGAAGGCCAUGUUAAAAGAAAAGAAGGGGGAGAAGAUGUUUGAGCUCGAGCCGCCGCCGCUCGCGGGCGAGGAGAACCCCGACGCUGGGCGACCUCGUGCCAUCAUCCUCGUCCCUUCAGCAGAGCUCGUGGAUCAGGUCGGCGCGGUUGUCAAAGCCUUCUCGCAUACCGUGAAGUUCAGAGCGGCGCUCAUCUCAGCUGCCUUUUCCAGUAUCGUCAUCAGAAACCGUCUCUUCGCUCCUAGUGGCGUCGACAUUGUCAUUGCCACUCCGCAUUUGCUUUCCAGCAUUGCGGAGAGCGAUCCUAACAUUCUCAGCCGGGUCAGCCAUCUUGUCGUCGAUGAGGCAGACUCCCUUCUUGAUCGUUCUUUCUCGCCGCUCACUUCUGCCAUAAUCGACAGGUCCACCCCAUCAUUGCGCCAGCUUGUUUUCUGCUCUGCAACUAUCCCUCGUAGCAUGGACACGUAUCUGCGAACACGCUUCCCUGAUAUGAAGAGGCUGGUCACGCCCAACAUCCACGCCAUUCCUAGGCGCGUGCAGCUUGGGGUUGUUCAGGUUGACCAGCAGCCAUACAAGGGAAACAAGGAUCUUGCCUGCGCGGAUACGAUCUGGAAUAUUGGUCGUUCCGCCGCAGAGCAUCACGACGAUCAGAAGGAGAUCGUGAGGACGAAGCGCAUUAUCGUCUUCGUUAACGAACGCGAGAAGGCUGUUGAGCUGGCCAAAUAUCUCGUCUCCAAGGGCAUUGACGCCAUCGCACUGAACAGAGACACUUCAGACCAGAGACAGUCACAUGCCCUAGCCGAUUUCCGGGGCUUAACGUCCGAUAUUGACGCCGAGGACGUGAAGAAGAGCACCAAGAACGAGCGCAGGCUUGCUAACACCAAAGUUCUUGUUGCUACGGACCUCGGCUCCCGCGGUAUUGACACGGUUGCUGUGAAGCAUGUCAUCUUGUAUGAUGUGCCACACUCAACUGUUGACUUCAUCCACCGGCUCGGCCGUACGGGGCGCAUGGGCAGACGUGGCCGUGGCAUUGUGCUGCUUGGCAAGGGCGACCGUGCUGACGUUGUCAAGGACGUCAGAGAGGGCAUGUUCCAUGGCCAGGCUCUCAUCUAA